Molecule: messenger RNA, 1809 nt
Organism: Eleginops maclovinus (Patagonian blennie)
Lineage: Eukaryota; Metazoa; Chordata; Actinopteri; Perciformes; Eleginopidae
Gene: slc7a6os
Product: solute carrier family 7 member 6 opposite strand
Exons: 5
Coding region: 72-1046 (324 amino acids)
Biological process (GO): developmental process
Source: RefSeq, a predicted model, not a curated record
AAAUAAAGGCGGAGCUAUCCCGUGUUUCUCUCCUCCUCCCUGCCAGACACAAACUCAGACAGAGGGACAACAUGGAUCAGAACACGACUAUCCUGCGAGUCAAGAGAAAAAGGGGCACCGACCCCGCAGAUGCGCUGCUGCUUGCAUGUAAACGCAUUCGACCGGAGACGUCUCAGACCUCGGGUGAGACGGUACCGGAGCCGAAUGAAGCCGAGGUCGAGAAUUCUGUCUUCAAACUCGUGGCGACGGUAGCGACACAGGAUGCUCCGGUUCAGACACAGGUGCGACAGGCUUUGGCUCGGCCCCGCAUGGCCCAUGCUCUGCGGCCCUCUGCUGCCAGUUCACAGCGGAUACUGGGGGACCUUCGGAGCACGAAGUGGAGCACCCGGAGGGAGGAACGCUACAGGAUACUCUCCAGCCUCCGCACAGGGCUGCCCACCCCAGCAGAGCAGCAAGCACCUCUGACAGAAGCUUCAGAGGGCAGAGAGGAUUCUGGGAAAGAGCAGGACAAAUGUCUGGGUCUUGGUGCCAUCCAGGUGGUUGACCUCCUUCAUGAGGAUGAAGAGAACCAGGAUAAAUCUUCUGCCAAGACGCUGUCCUCAGACCCGGAGGUGAUCCUGUGUAACAACACCAAGAUGCUGCGGGAGCGCCUGAACAUCGCCGGAGAUAAAGUGGGGGGGGGGGAGGACGACUACGUGUACGACCUGUACUACCAGGAAACGGUGACGGCAGGGUGGAUCCAGGACAUCCUGUCCGUCAGGGCCUACGCCGACGAGGGAGAACUGGUGCCUGACCAAGUGGUGCAUGAAGAAGAGGUGUAUGAAGAUGAGGAUGAUGAGAACGAGGAAGGCAACUGGAGGAACGACUACCCCGAUGGGGACAGUGAUGCAGACAGCGACCGGGAGGAGCGCUAUGGUGGUUACUGGGAGGAGGAGCACUCGUACAGCCGGAGGAGCUGGGGCCUCUACCAGAGGGAGGUGUUGCAGGAGCUAAAGGGUGAAGAGGAAAACGAGGACGACGAUGGAGACAAAUAUAAUUCCGAUUGAUUUAACCCACACCUGUUUGUGGAUGUUCCCAGCGCCCUCUCCACAAAUAUCACCAAACUCCAAACCUCUGUGUAGCUGAGACUGGAGGGGAAACGCACACUAAAGAAACCAGGAAAUAAGAACCACCCCCCCAUAUUAGCGUGUAGCAAUAAAUGUGUAGCACGAAUCGGGUUUCAAAUCUGUUCAAUUGGCUGGACGCCUCCUCGUAACUUCAGUAAAUUUCAUAUGCAAAUACCAAAAAGACCCAACAAUGGAGUGAUUCAGAAAAUGUCAUCAAUACAUAGAUCUAAAAUAUUUUUCAUGUGAACCCCCCCCCUCUCCUACACAGGGUAGAGCAGUGUGCGUUAUUUCCUGGAGGAUCCAGAGUGUCUUUUUCUUUUUUUAACUGGUGGAGUGAACCUGUGUGUGGGUGUUUGUCCAAUGUGGAUGUGUGUUAAACUGUUGCACAUUAGUGUGAUAUGCCUUGUAUGCUUUGUGCUGUUAACACUCGUGUAAGUGAGACGUUUCGGGGCGCGCGUGGUUGCAGUUUAGGGUGCAGCGUUCUGUGCAUGGUAGUGUGUGUAGGUAUAACUGUGUGUGUGUUAGAUUUUUCUGCAUAAUGUGAAAGCGUGACGCAUAUGUUUUGUUGUGGGUGUGUGAGUUUGGUUCAGAAAUUCCCCCUUGAAGCUCAGAUUGUUCGGAUGCUUGUUGAAUUUAUUUUUUUGUAAAUAUGUAGAUGUGUAUAAAAAGAAAGCUUUCAAAAUAAACUUUAAACAUCUCCGUG